AUGGCUGCCAAGUUUAUGUGCUUAUUCUUCGUUGUGACGUUUUCAUGGGGUAUUGUGGGUUUUUCUGCUGCUAUUGGGAAUACUCCUGUUUUCAACGUUUCUGAGAUGGGAAAUUUCUCUGAUGAUAUGUUGAAUCUUGACACGCUGAGAAAGAUUUUGGUGAGAGAAGAAGACACCAUUAUUUUUAGUCUGAUAGAGAGAGCAAAAUAUCCCAUGAAUUCUCGGAUGUACGAUGAAAGGCCCGGGCUUUCGGGUUCUUUGUUUGAAUUUUUUGUUAAAGAAUCAGAAGCUGUCCAAGCCAAGGUUGGUCGGUAUUCUUCUGCAGAAGAGAAUGCUUUCUUUCCAGAUAAUUUGCCACCACCAUUGCUGCCACCUGGAGAUAGUCAACAGGUUUUGCAUCCUCGGGGAGCUUCUAUUAAUAUAAAUGGGCAAAUAAUGAAUAUGUAUCGCAAGCAACUGCUUCCUCUGAUCACGUCGGAUGGGGAUGAUGGGAGUUAUGCAAUCACUGCUGCUAGGGAUCUAGACUGCUUGCAGGCUCUUUCAAAAAGAAUUCACUUGGGUAAGUUCGUAGCGGAGAUUAAGUUCAGGGAAUCCCCAGAAAACUACACUCGAGCAAUACGUGUUCAGGACAAGGAUGCUUUAAUGAAACUAUUAACAUUUGAAAGUGUUGAAGAGAUGAUCAAGAAAAGAGUAGAAAAGAAAGCGAUGGUUUUUGCACAAGACGUGGAUCUCAAAGAGAACGAUAAUGUUGGAAAGUACAAGGUUAAUCCAUCUGUAGUUUCUCGCUUAUAUGGAGAAUGGGUUAUCCCUUUAACAAAAUUUGUUGAAGUUGAGUACCUUCUCUGCCGUCUGGAUUAA
Molecule: messenger RNA, 858 nt
Organism: Fraxinus pennsylvanica
Lineage: Eukaryota; Viridiplantae; Streptophyta; Magnoliopsida; Lamiales; Oleaceae
Source: the annotation of a GenBank genome assembly